AUGGCGAAUCGUUGGCUCAUCUCCCCCAUUCUCCGUACCGAAGCCGUACUGAACAUGGACGAUGAUGUGAAUGUGUCGUACGCUGCACUACGAUGCAUGUUUUCAGUUUGGCUGCGAUCACCCUACUCGCUGGUGGCAACCGACGUGCGGGCCAUUGUGGACUGUGCAAAAACAACGGAACGCUGCAAGUACGGUGGACCUUUUGACUACCUGGCUCGGGAGCGACUGCAAGGCAUUGGGCUUUCGUACAAUAUGGCCCUACCACGUGUCCUUCUGGCCUCGCGUAUCUACCACGCGGCAUUUGCGGCGUCCUUUUAUCACGUUGUACAUGUGCCAUCGCCCCCCACCCUGGCGACCGUCGCGCCGCCCCAGCGAGAUUCACUUGAGCGCAUCGUACGGGAGUUGCUCUGCGAUGACAUCGCCUUCAACUACGCGGCGGCAAAUGCCUCUAUCCACUUCCCGCGCCCUGCUGGCUCCCGUCCCCGGCGACAAGGCGCGAUUAGAGCCGCCCCGCUUCUUGUCAGGGCUCCUGUGGCCUCAUUUCCGGAGUCCAAUGCGGCAGGGGCCCUCACAUUAGAGCGCGGUAUGAAGCUGAAGCGGCGCGAGUGCGCUAACCGACUUUCAAUCCUCUUCUCUUCGGAUGGAGGCCGCACCCCCUUCCGUCUUGAGCAGCAAUUUUGGCAGGCAACUUGUACGGUUAGCAAAUGA
Messenger RNA from Trypanosoma conorhini, 708 nucleotides. Its product is annotated as hexosyltransferase. The record is from RefSeq and is a predicted model, not a curated record. The coding region runs from base 1 to 708 and encodes 235 amino acids. The transcript has a single exon. Gene Ontology annotation, cellular component: membrane. Gene Ontology annotation, molecular function: glycosyltransferase activity. NCBI's taxonomy places the organism in Eukaryota, Euglenozoa, Kinetoplastea, Trypanosomatida, Trypanosomatidae.